Messenger RNA from Hyphopichia burtonii NRRL Y-1933, 741 nucleotides. It is a transcript of the gene NCE102, whose product is annotated as Nce102p. Gene Ontology annotation, biological process: eisosome assembly; protein localization to plasma membrane. The coding region runs from base 124 to 636 and encodes 170 amino acids. Lineage: Eukaryota; Fungi; Ascomycota; Pichiomycetes; Serinales; Debaryomycetaceae. Gene Ontology annotation, cellular component: eisosome; plasma membrane. The transcript has a single exon. The record is from RefSeq and is a predicted model, not a curated record.
CAGAGUAUUCUCACAGCAUCUUUUCGUUUAAGAAAAAAGAGAACAUCUACUCAUUUCUGCUCAUCUACUCAUUACUCAUUUCUCAUUACUCAUUACCCAAUUAAUUAAAUACACCAAUUGAAGAUGUUGGCUAUUGGAGAUUCUAUAUUACGUUUUAUUAACUUUUUCUUUUUGGUUAUUGCUUUAGGGUUGACUGGUUCAUUGGCCGCAACCACUUCUAAACAUUCCAAUCCUCAAGUUAAUUUUGGGGUUUUCGCUGCUGCUUUUGCCUUGUUAACUAGUUCAAUCUAUGGGGUUUUCGCUUACUUGUUUGCUGCUUUUGCCUGGCCAUUUAUUUUGGCGGUUUUUGAAUUCUUGAAUAUGGUUUUCACUUUUGCUGCUGCCACUGCCAUUGCGGCUGCCAUUAGAGUCCAUUCUUGUUCCAAUGAAGAUUACGUUAAAGAUAAUACCGUUACCCAAGGUUCUUCUGGCCGUUGUAGAAAAGCUCAAGGGUCGGUUGCUUUUCUUUACUUUUCCUUUUUCAUCUUUUUGGCUUCCUUUAUCUUUUCCACCCUUACAGUUUUGAAAGGGGGUUUAUUCGGAAGUUCCUCCAAAUCUGCUCCAAGAGUUGGUGUUCCUUCAGUUUCUCAAGUUUAAAGCUUGUAAUUUUACUUCAUUUCUACUGUAUACCUUUUACUUCUAAUGUAUACCUCUGAUUUUUGUUUUAGUCUUUAGUUUUUUUUUUUCUCUAAUAUAAAUUUU